GCGAUAAAACUUAUCAUUCACGUCAAACUUGGGAUACGUCACUAGAAUCAGACUGUAUGAACGAGUUGUCAAUAUUAUAUAGGCUACGAAAAAAGUGACAGCUUUUAUCAUACAGUCAUCGAAUUUUCCAUUAUAAAAUAUAAUGGAGUCGUAUGAGAGCGUGCUGCUUGUCAAAUCUGAAGUUUUUGUAUUCAAAAUACCGCCGAGGGCUACAAAUAGGGGUUAUCGCGCAGCCGACUGGAAUUUACAAGAACCGUCGUGGACAGGGCGCAUGCGGCUAGUGUCUCAAGGUGAUUCAGUUACCUUAAAACUUGAGGAUAAAAUUACGGGACAAUUAUUUGCGAAAUGUCCGAUUGAAACGUACCCUGGAGUCGCGGUUGAGGCCGUCACCGAUUCCUCGCGAUAUUUUGUUUUAAGAAUUCAGGAUGACAAUGGUCGGACGGCAUUUAUCGGUGUCGGCUUCCUAGAUCGAUCGGAUAGUUUUGAUCUUAAUGUAGCUCUCCAGGAUCACUUCAAAUGGUUGAAAAACAGGGAUCAAAUUGAGAAGGAAAAAGAAACGCCAAAGCAAGAACUCGAUCUCAGAUUUAAGGAAGGAGAAACUAUUAAAAUAAACAUGAAAAUCACGAAAAAGGAUGGAAGCGAAGUCUCAUCCAAGUCUAAACAGCGUUCUAGUGUUGGAAUCGGCUUGCCACCACCCCCAGGAGGUGUAAAAAUUGCUCCACCGCCCGCGAAAACUCCGACUUCCUCGCCAGCGCACAAACCCGCGCAAGGCCAGCAAAGUCAACAACCGACCAAUCCCGAAUGGGGUGAAUUUGCCAGCGCGUCACAGCAACAAUCAGCAGCUUCUUCAACCCCAACCACCAAUGCAAGCUGGGUACAGUUCUAAUUUCAUUAUAAAUAACAGCGGAAUUGAAAUUAGCGUUAGCCUAGAUUUCCAUAAUAUGUAUAUUUGAAAUAGUAAUGUUAUAUAGACAUAUUUAAAUAACGUUUGAUUGGAUCGAGUCUAUGAAACUGUUAUGUGCCGAAGAAAGAGCAGAAAGUACCUUCAAGUGUAGUUGGAAAUCGAGUUUUUCCCCACAAAUUUUACUGAUUACUUUUUUUAACAUGCGCAUGCGGUGUUAAUUUUAAUAAAAUAUUUAUUUCAAGCGUGGAUAAGAAGUUAAUGGAUGCAAUAUAAAAAAAAAAAAAAAA
This is a messenger RNA of Belonocnema kinseyi, 1191 nucleotides long. RefSeq names its product NECAP-like protein CG9132. Gene Ontology annotation, cellular component: clathrin vesicle coat; membrane. The record is from RefSeq and is a predicted model, not a curated record. NCBI's taxonomy places the organism in Eukaryota, Metazoa, Arthropoda, Insecta, Hymenoptera, Cynipidae. Bases 143 to 886 code for a protein of 247 amino acids. Gene Ontology annotation, biological process: endocytosis. The transcript is spliced from 3 exons.